AUGUGGAGGUCUAUCUGUCUCUCUUUUUCUUUCGGAACCAGCAUUAUAUCGCGUAUCGAACAUAUAAUGCUGAUCCGCAGCACACAAAUUCGCACCUACGGCAAAAAUGAUAAUAAAACACGUAAAUUACAGAUCUAUCCUAAGAUGCUCCUCAGAAAUUGCAAAAAUGGACAAAAGGACCAACAAACAUAUCGUACGGAAUAUGAACAUAUUUUUAUUUUAACAAAUUAUCUGAUCCAAACACGAACUCUCACAGAUAGGGACAACAUAAAAACAAUUCACAUCUAUUUUGUUGUCCGGAUCUGCCUACGGAAACCUUUUCUAAAUACGUAA
Vavraia culicis subsp. floridensis is the source of this 333-nucleotide messenger RNA. RefSeq lists its product as uncharacterized. Bases 1 to 333 code for a protein of 110 amino acids. The record is from RefSeq and is a predicted model, not a curated record. The transcript has a single exon. Lineage: Eukaryota; Fungi; Microsporidia; Pleistophoridae.